AAUUCCUGUAGAGAAAGUGGUUCCUGGUUAUGAAAUUUGGAUUAUACAAUUUUGUUUCUAUUCUGAUGAUGUCCGUAAUCCGACUACUUGAAUCCUCAAUUGCCUGCACUUUCGGACAAUUUCAACAACUUAACAAAUCAAGAAAAGAAAAGGUGUAUAAAUACCACCCUUUUCUCUUUCAUUUUAUCACAUACUCAAUACCUAAUUCUUUAAAUUGCAGAUAUGCCAAUCUCCAACUCCUCUGCUGCUUGCCUCAUCUCUGCCUUCCUCUUUCUCUCUCUUACUCAAACACAUGAAAAGGUCAUCAACAGCGAUGGGAUGGGACAGUACUCUUUUGCUGACAUGAAAAUAGAUUGCGGGAAGGAAUGUACUCGACGAUGCCAACAAUCAUCGAGGCAGAACGUGUGCCUCCGGGCUUGUGGGACGUGCUGCGCGAGGUGCAACUGCGUGCCGCCAGGCACCUCCGGCAACGCUGACGUCUGCCCUUGCUAUUCUAACAUGACUACUCACGGUGGCCGGAAAAAGUGCCCCUGAAACUUGCUAGCUAAUAACCUCAUUUUCCCUAUAUGUGCUGUAUUUGUAUUAAUAAUUGCACUCCAUCUGGUAUUGAGUAUUUGUCAUGUCCAAUUUCAAGGUUGAUUCACAGAAUUCUUAUGUGUGAGAAUGUUUAUGGAAGAAUGCAUUGAUUAUAACAAGUUGAAUGUAUCGAGGAUGUCUUGCUUAAGUAGUAGACUUGGACCUUUGAGUCUCACAAAUAUAAGUUUGUUUGGUUGUGUUUUCAAUGAGAUUUUUUUCACUUUUUAUUGUUUAGGUAGGUGGAAAUUUGUUUGGUCAAGUCAUUUUUAGUGAUAAUGCAUUUCUAUUUUAAUUCUCAA
Sesamum indicum (sesame) is the source of this 875-nucleotide messenger RNA. RefSeq names its product snakin-2. The record is from RefSeq and is a predicted model, not a curated record. NCBI's taxonomy places the organism in Eukaryota, Viridiplantae, Streptophyta, Magnoliopsida, Lamiales, Pedaliaceae.